AAUAUGUAAUGUCUCAACACUACAAAUAUUUCUCAAUUCUCAUCAUCUUCAUCUUCAGCUUGAGGAGGAAACUGAAUUGAAAAAAAAUAAAAAUGUCAGCUGCAUCUGCAUCUGCAUGUAUUCCCUCAUACACACUAACUGCUUCAACCAUAACAAAAUCCUUGAAAUCAAAAACACUGAUUUCCUUUCCUUCACUUUCCAGGAAAGUAACGUGCAGAGCCUCUUCUUCUUCUUCUUCUUCUUCUUCUUCUUCAAUAACAGAUUUUGACCUGUAUGAUCUUCUUGGAAUAGAUAGCUCCUCUGAUCAAUCACAGAUUAAAUUGGCUUAUAGGACACUCCAGAAAAGAUGUCAUCCGGAUAUUGCUGGUCCUACUGGUCAUGACAUGGCUAUCAUACUUAAUCAAGUUUAUUCUCUUCUCUCUGAUCCUAGUUCCCGCUUGGCUUAUGAUAAGGAGCAAUCAAAAAUUGCAGAACUGCGUGGCUACACUGGGAAGCCAAUAUACUCGGUAUGGAUUGGGUCAGAAAGUGAAGAGAGAGCAGUUUUUGUGGAUGAGGUGAAGUGUGUUGGUUGCUUAAAAUGUGCCUUAUUUGCAGACAAAACCUUUGCUAUUGAAUCAGUUUAUGGAAGGGCAAGAGUUGUUGCUCAAUGGGCUGAUCCUGAGCACAAAAUUCAAGCAGCCAUUGAUGCUUGUCCAGUUGAUUGUAUCUCCAUGGUGGAAAGAUCAGACUUAUCAGCACUAGAGUUCCUGAUGUCCAAGCAGCCACGUGGCAACGUGCGAGUCGGUGCAAGCCACACAGGGGGUGCACGUGUCUCAAAUAUAUUUGUCGAUGUGAAAAAGUUCCAAACCAGAUUUGUUGAUGCCAUGAAUAAAGCAAAUUCUGAAAGCUCCAAGGAAACAGACCUACAAAGAGAAGUUAGAAUAUCAGCUAUUCAAGCAAUCAGAUCAAUCUCAAAUUGGUUAUACUGGCAGUCGCCAAAAGCAAGUGAAUCCAAGAGACAAUCUCUCCAAAACCUUCCACAGAUUGCGCAGAAAUCAACUGAACCAAACAUCGACAAGCUCCGGCAGGCGGCUGCAGCCAGAAAGCAAGCAAACCAGAGCACAAGCCCCAUAGCAAACAUCAUAUAUCAUGAUGAGUACUGGAUUCCAUCAACUGCAGCACUUCCUGCCUCAACCAAUAAUUCUGCAAUUAGAGCCACCCCAGAGGCUCUACAUGCUAAAGACCCAAAACAUCUGAAUGAGGAAGAUUUCAGGACAAGAGAGAACCAGAGAGAUCCCUUAGAAUGGCGCAUCCCAAUGUCGACUGGAAUAAUUGCAGCAGUUAUAGUACACUCACAGGUAAGCCAACAUGCAGUUGGCGGAUUGAAUGGACAUGUAGGCGGUGCUUUGGCAUUGGAGGUUGUUAAUAGUUCUUGGUUACAAGUGACAUUAGCAGGGAUUACAUGGUACUUAUUUGGCGUGGCAACUAUACAACUAGUAGAAGCAAUUCGGAAAAGGUUUUAGGACAGGAAUAGAUGCAGAUGACUUAUUAUACUGAUAUGAUACUUAAUGUAGAUUGUAUAUAUAAAUAAAGAAAAAACCUAGUUAUCGCAA
Ricinus communis (castor bean) is the source of this 1592-nucleotide messenger RNA. Its product is annotated as chaperone protein dnaJ C76, chloroplastic. The transcript has 4 exons. The record is from RefSeq and is a predicted model, not a curated record. NCBI's taxonomy places the organism in Eukaryota, Viridiplantae, Streptophyta, Magnoliopsida, Malpighiales, Euphorbiaceae. The coding region runs from base 93 to 1502 and encodes 469 amino acids.